CUAAGUUGUGAAAAUGAUGUUUGAACGGUCUUUUUACAUAAUGAAGAUUAAUAUUGCAUAACAUAAAUUUUCAAAUCAUUACGGAAGUCAUACGCUAGACGUCUAAUUUAACUGCUACUUGGCAAGUAACUAUUGUUCUUUAAUCUUACAUAACAGAGUCUAAAAUGACAUUUCACAAGUCUUAAGUAACUUGUGAUCAUUUCUACAUAACGAAUAAUAGCACCAUAUUACGUGUAAGUGUCAAAUCAUUAUGAAACCAUAACGCAAUUGAAAUUACUUAAUGAUCAACGUAGUGUUUGUAUUGCAUCCAUUUGAAUGGCUUAGAUUUAUUCGAAAAAAUUCAAGUAAUCUAAGUCAGACAAAAAGCAUCAAGUUACCGUAGGAGGUCCCAUACAGUUUGGGACAUUUACGUGUAGGGUUUUUUUUUUUUUUCCUCUCCCUAUUUUCCCGAAAAAGAAAUUUCCACAUAUAUAUGCUAUUGAACCAAGAUAUGCUGAGAAGGAAACUUUGACGCUAAAAUCCAUACCUAGAAUCUCCAAAUUGAAAAAUCUACACCAAGGCGGCCGUUGUUAGCCUAUUUUUUUCUGAAAACCUAUAAACAAGAUAAGCAGAGAGAACAAAGGCUUGUAUUUUGUUGAAAAAUGCGAAGUGGUGUUUGUACGUAUUUUGUAAUUGUAAAAUUGGUGGCGAGACAGACAGAUCCACAUGUUUAAAAGCUAGUCCUCUGACCUCACUCCAUCACAAAUACGAUCCUUCUCUUCUGUCUGCUGUGUACUCUCUCUAGUCUUACAUGGUAAUUAGUAAUUUCCCAUGUCAAUAGGAAUGGCAAUAGGUAGGUCGGGCGGGUUUUUUGGUACCCAGAUCCGUCCCGUGGCAGGUCAAGUACAGGUCGGGUAAUUUAUCAUGGGUCGCGGGUCGGGGCAGGUCGACCCAAUGGGUAUACAAUUUAUAUGAAAAACAUUAGAAAUAUUCGUUAUUUUUUAUUAUAAGAACAAGAAAACAAACAAUAUUAUGAUAAAUGUAGUUAAAUUAUUCGAGAAAUUGAGGUUUUCACUAAUUUACAGCUUUAUUAUACCUCAAAAAUGAUGUAAUAGAAGGAAAUUCUUAAGUAAUUUGACUAAAAUUACAUGUAAUUUAGGCAAGAACGAAUCAAGAAUGAGACGGGUCAGGGCCGAUCGGACCAAUAAGAGUACCCAUGCCCGCCCCAAAACAGGCCAAACAGAUCGGAUAAAAGAGUUGGGGUCGAAAUUGCCAUAUCCCUACGUGUCAACAUACUCUCUAUAUAAAAUUAUAAAUAAAUUGAAUUCACACCCACACGCCCAAACACGCACGUAACAUAAAAAAAAAUAGUAAUAAAUAUAUAUAUUGUGGUGGUGAGGUCAGUGUGUCCAAGAUAUAGCCAACACAAACAAUAAGCAGCAGCCAGCAGCAGCAGCUUCUCUCCUCUCCCAAUUGUCUCCUCUUUUCCACUCUUUAUUCUUCUUCUCUUGUUUCUCCUUGUUCUUCCUCCUCCCAUUAAACAAGACAAGAGAAGAGUUUUUUUUUCUAUCUGGGAAAUGAAGGGAACAGUGAGGUACUUGGCAGGGAUUGCAGGGCCAAGUGGGUUUGGCUCCAAAUCCACAGCCCAACAAGUCACUCAACAUUGUCUUCCUCCUUCACCAACCCCUUUAACUGCCAUCAUCACCGGGGCGACAUCAGGGAUAGGAGAGGAGACAGCAACGGUGCUGGCGAAGAGAGGGGUGAGAGUUGUGAUUGCAGCCAGAGACGUGAACAAAGCUUCCCACCUGAAACAGAGCAUCCUCCACCAGUCUCCUGAUGCACAGAUCCUGGUUCUGGAGCUUGACUUGAGCUCUUUCGCCUCCAUCGCCUCUUUCUCCCGCCAAUUCCUCUCCCUUGGCCUCCCACUCCACAUCCUCAUAAACAAUGCUGGGAUUUACUCACGGGGCUUGGAGUUAUCUGAGGACAAGAUCGAGAUGACAUUCGCUACCAAUUACUUGGGGCAUUUUUUGGUGACAGAGUUGCUGGUGGAGAAGAUGGAGGAAACCGCACGAGAGAGUGGGAUGCACGGCAGAAUCAUCAAUCUUUCCUCUGCCAUCCACAGCUGGGUGAAAACAGACUCCUCCUCCUUCUCCUUCCAAAACAUGCUCAACCCAACCAACAGCUAUAAUGGGACACGUGCGUAUGCUCAGACCAAGCUGGCUGCCAUUUUCCAUGCCAAGGAGCUCUCCAGACAGCUCAAGGCAAGGAAUGCAAAAGUGACGGUUAAUGCAGUACAUCCAGGCAUUAUCAAGACUGGCAUCAUUAGAGCCCACAAGGGUCUCAUCACAGAUUCAGUAUACUUCAUAGCCUCCAAGCUGCUGAAAUCUGUAUCACAGGGUGCAUCGACCACAUGCUAUGUGGCUCUGAGCCCUCAAGUGGAAGGGGUGGGAGGGAAGUACUUUGCAGACUGCAAUGAGAGCAACUGCUCAGAUUUGGGGAAUGAUGAAGGUGAAGCCCUCCAGCUCUGGGAACACACCCGUGCAUUCUUCCACAGAAGGCUUCUGCUUCAACCCACCACCACCUCCACGUAGUGACAAACACAGAAAUUUUUCAUAGGGGUGUCCUCUUUUAAAAAAUAAAUUAAAUAAAAAUAAAAACAAUUAAUAAAAAUAAAAUCGUAAAUAUGAAAAUACAUUACUCGUACAGGUUAAAAAAAGUCCAUGAUGUGUUUUCAUAUUCGAAAAUAAUUGUAGAAUACACUUGGUGUUUAUAGUGUUAAAAAAAAUUCUCCAUAUACCCUACUAGACAAUCAUUCAGGAACUUAUCGCAUAUUCGAUUUGUAACCUUGUUCUUGAUGUAACCCCUCCAGCUGUGGGAACAUACCCGUGCAUUCUUCCACAAAAGGCUGCUUCAACCCACCACCACCUCCACGUCCUUCAGCUCCACAAGAUAACAUGGCUUGCUCUGCUUCUGGGCUUCUGGGGAUUAUAUCUCUUGUAAAUUAUGGGAAAAGGGAUUGGGAUGUAUAUGUAUAAGGGGGCUAUUACAAGGAAUUAGUGAUUGUAUAAAAUGUCCAAAAAAUGCAAGUGAAGUGGUUGUAUAAUGGUUCAUCAAUCCUUCGAAGUUUGCGGCUAUUACCAUAAAUGGUUCUUGAUUCA
Molecule: messenger RNA, 3137 nt
Organism: Linum trigynum
Lineage: Eukaryota; Viridiplantae; Streptophyta; Magnoliopsida; Malpighiales; Linaceae
Source: the annotation of a GenBank genome assembly